AUCUAAAUCGUGUCAAGGGAAAAGGAAAAGUACAACGGGACCUGGGGCUCCUUGUUCAUCAGUCAAUGAAAGUAAGCAUGCAGGUACAGCAGGCAUUGAAGAAAGUGAAUGGCAUUUUGGCCCUUUUAACAAGAGGUUGAGUAUAGGAGCAAAGAGGCCCUUCUGCAGCUCUAUAGGGCCCUAGUGAGACCACACCUGGAGUAUUAUGUGCAGUUUUGGUCCCUUAAUUUGUGGAAUGACAUUCUUGCUAUUGAGGGAGUGCAGCAUAGGUUUACAAGGUUAAUUCCUGGGAUGGCGGGACUGUCAUAUGCCAAGAGAAUGGAGUGGCUGGGCUUGUAUACUCCGGAGUUUAGAGGGAUGAGAGGAUAUCUUAUUGAAACAUAUGAGAUUAUUAUGGGUUUGGACACACUAGAGGCAGGAAACAUGUUCCCGAUGUUGGGGGAGUCCAGAACCAGGGGCCACAGUUUAAGAAUAAGGAGGAAGCCAUUUAGAACGGAGAUAAGGAAACACUUUUUCUCACAGAGAGUUGUGAGUGUGGAAUUCUCUGCCUCAGAGGGCAGUGGAGGCAGGUUCUCUGGAUACUUUCAAGAGAGAGCUUGAUAGGGCUCUUAAAGAUAGCGGAGUCAGGGGAUAUGGGGAGAAGGCAGUAACGGGGUACCAAUUAGGGAUGAUCAGCCAUGAUCACAUUGAAUGGUGGUGCUGGCUCGAAAGGCCAAAUGGCCUACUCCUGCACCUAUUGUCUAUUGUCUAUUGGAUGGGCAAGGUGUGAUUAGGGUUAGUCAGCAUGGUUUUGUAUGUGGGAGGUCGUGCCUCACAAAUCUGAUUGAUUUUUUUGGACGUCACCAAAAAGGUCGAUGAGGGCAGAGCUGUAGAUGUUGUGUACAUGGUAGGCUGCUCUGGAAAGUUAGAUCGCAUGGGAUCCAAGAAGAGAUAGCUGAAUGGAUAGCAAAUUGUCUCCAUGGAAGGAAGCAGAGUGUGAUGAUGGAAGGUUGCUUCUUGGACUGGAGGCAUGUGACUAAUGGUGUGCCUCGGGGUUGGUGCUGAGCUCAUUACGUUUUGUCAUCUGCAUCAAUGAUUUGGAUGAGAACAUACAGGACAAGAUUAGCAAGUUUGCUGAUGAUACAAAAGUGAGUAGUUUUGCAGAUUGUGAAGAUGGUAGUGAAAGAUUGCAGCAGGAUCUGGAUCGAUUAGCCAGGCAGGCAGAAGAAUGGUUGAUGGAAUUUAAUACAGCGAAGUGUGAGGUGUUGCAUUUUGGGAUGUCAAACAAGGGCAGGACCUACACAGUAAAUGGUUGGGGAGUGUUGUUGAGCAGAGGGUGUAUGGUUCCUUGAAGGUCGAGUCGCAGGUAGAUAAGGUGGUCAAAAAGGCUUUUGGCAUUUUAAAUGUUGGUGAGACCGCAUUUAGAAUAUUGUGUUCAAUUCUGGGCGCCAUGUUAUAGGAAAGAUAUUUUCAAGCUUGAAAGGGUUCAGAAAAGAUUUACAAGGAUGUUGCCAGAACUAGAGGGUGUGAGCUAUAGGGAUAGGAUGAGUACAAGAUACAAGAUACAAGAUACAUUUAAUUGGCUGGGUCUCUGUUCCAUGGAGCGCCAGAGAAUGAGGGAGGAUCUUAUAGAGGUGUACAAAAGUUUGGAGGGAUAUGGACCAAGCGCAGGCAAGUGGGACUAGUGCAGCUGGGACAUUGUUGGCCGGUGUGGGCAAGUUGGGCCAAAGGGCCUGUUUCCACACUGUAUGACUCUCUAUCUCAAAUAGACAUUUUUUUUAAACCCAUGAUAUUUUCAAUAAUUAUUCUUCAUGAAUUGGAUCCACAGCAAUCAAUCUUUCAGGACCAGAAAUAAUGUUGAGUAGUUUAGAAGAACUUUAAAAAAAGCCCUUCCUUUAAUGUAUUCUGCAUGGCAUAAAUUGUUUCCUUUUUCAUUGAGUGGUUGAAGAUGGUGUUUAAAAGAAACAAUUCCAUGUUAAUCACUUUUGCAAAGAUUGCAACAGCAGCACAGAACAGAGUAAUACUGAGAGUGACUCUGAAUUUCCAUGGUUAACUAUACUCCAGAAAUUCCUAUUGGAUCCCUCUAGUCUGUACCGGCGAAUGCUGAGAAUCACUAAUCACAAAUCUAAUUGUAAAUUCCAGAUCAUUGUUGUGUUUUUUUAUGUUUCAUUGCCUACCCGCUGGAAUUUUAAAUACAGUUACAUCUCCCUUGCACUGUGAGUGUUACUACUGGCAUUGGACCCAAGAUGUGAUUUUGGAAAUCCACCUUAUAUGGAUAUACCAUUCAAAUAAAAUGACAUCCAGUCAAAUCCUUUUAUCAUUGCCUGUCCUUAUAUCACGGUGAAACUUUGACCGUAUUUGGCUGGAAUCGCAUUUAUAGAUGCUUUCUUCACUAUUAUAAUCAGAAAUCCACUUCAUAAAUUUAAAGGGGUGUACGAUAAUUGCUCAGGGCUGUGGAGAAAAAGACGCCCUCUGUCAAUAGAUUAUGACCUAAAGCUCCUCCCUAUUUCUACCGAAAGCCAGUACAGUAAAUACGAUCCACUUCCUCAGCACCUAUUCCAGGGUUACUGGCAGACGCAGAGUAAUAGUUCAUAUGUGUUGGUUAAUCAUCUAACCCGGUCAUUUACAGAAGAGCAGGGAAACACCCAGAAUCUUCCAGCUCUUGGACACUCUGAUUGCUCACUGCUCUCAGAUCGUGUUCCAGACACUUUCCAGCCCUGCCCCAGCCUCCCUCGUCAGUCUAUAUAUCACACAGAGGGGAGCGGUGUCAAGAAUGGCUCAGUUCACCGUCCCGAGCUUUGCGAUGAAGGUUUCUCCCAACACCAAGGCCGACAGCGACUCUCUGCCGCCGGGUUGGGAGGUUAAGAUUGACCCACAGACCGGCUGGCCUUUCUUCGUCGACCACAACAACAGGACGACAACGUGGAGCGACCCGAGGCUGGAGCCACAGAAGGAAAGACAAAGUUUUUCCAAUGGCCCUCAUCCAUCAGGCUAUCCGCAACCAUCGCAGGAUCCCUCCAAAUCGUGGCACGGCAAGGAAUAUGUGUCUUCUGGGCCUCAGCUUCGUCCGGGUUACAUUCCCAUCCCAGUGAUCCACGAGGGUAUACCCGAACAUUAUUUACAGAAAGUGCACUACGCACCUCAGCAGCCUGACCUGCAGAGGCUUAAAAGUGAAGUGCGGCCACACUCCCCGUUGCGAGCACAGUCUCCAUCCAGGUUGCCAGCGAGAGCUGACUCACCAGUUGGGUCUCCAUUAGAAGCCACACAAGCAGAUAAACAAAGUGGACGAGCAUCAGCAGCUGCCGCUAAUCAGCCUCAAGGGUCAGAGAAUUCAUUGUUCCAAACUAGCCCCCAAACAUUUUCAUCGCAGCCACAUAGUCGAUCAAAAUUGGGAAAUUCCCAAAGGCCUUCGGGUUAUAUUUCUAUACCCGUGAUUCAUGAAGGGAUUGGAGGAAAGCCAACUCAACAAGUGUAUCCCCCUGCUCAUCAUGCACAGUAUGCAAGCCAGCAAAGCCAGCACCCAGUGCAACAAGCUCAGUACCCAACACAGCAAGCCCAGCACCCAGUGCAACAAGCUCAGUACCCAACACAGCAAACCCAGCACCCAGUGCAACAAGCCCAAUACCCAACACAGCAAACCCGUCACCCCGUACACCAGGCAGACUACCCCCCUGUACAGCAAGUGCAUCACCCUGUGCACCAAGCGCAGUACCCAAGCCAGCAGGUCUAUCAUCCCGCCCAGCAAGUACAAUAUCCUUCCCAGCCAACAGAGUACACAGUCCAGCAGCAGCACCCGGCUGCCUACAGAGUUUCUCCUGAUGACUGGGGAACAACCAGAGCUGGUGCACAUUCACCACUAAGAAAGACUCAAAAGGAAGCAUCAAGCCGUGAGAGCUCUCCAGCUCGGAUGCCGACCCAGGUCCGAUCACAGUCACCUAUUUACACCAGCACAGGGGUGGACAGACCACAGGUUGCCCAGCAACGGGUAGAGCAUCAAGAGACACCCAAAAUGCAACAGGAGAGCAAGCCUACUUCCUCAGGCCCCGAGCGUCCGGCAGCAUAUAUCCCAAUUCAUGUCACCAGGCAGCAACCCCAUAAAGCUCAGCCUAAGCCUGAGAAAGCUGAGAGGAGUACCCCAUCACCCGCAUCAGGCAGUGCCCAGCCGGAAGAGAGUGUGCCUGAGAAAAAGCCUGUUGCUCCCGAUGCUGUUCAGAAACAUCCUGGCCUGAUAAAGGUAGAGAAAAUCCUUAAGAGAGUUCAUAGGCUUGAGGAAGACGUCAGUUUAUUCGAAGGAAGAGGAACAGAUAAACACUACUUGUUGAUUGAAGAAAUGCUGACCAAGGAGCUUCUGGCCCUUGACUCUGUGGAUCCUGAGGGCCGGAUUGACGUGCGUCAAGCCAGAAGAGAUGGCGUGAAGAAGGUUCAAAACCUUCUAGAAAGGUUGGAGCAAAAAGCCAGUAUGGGCCCAGAAGACAAAAGCUUUUCUGAGCCUCAGCCAGCAAACACUGAAGGAACAACUCAGAUGGAUUCUAUAGCAGAAAAUAAAAGCCACACUACAACCUCCACACAAGAAGCAGAAAUGGAAACUGACCAAAGUAAAAUCAGCCCAAGGAAACCAAGCGAUGCUUGCAACAUUAAAGAUAUUUCAGAUAAAAAUGAACAUUAAUCCUUCAAGGUCAAAAGUGGACAGUGUUGUGAUGCUUUAAGAAUGCAUGCCACCAGGAAACCUUCUCAUAGUUUGCUGCCCCGGUGUUAUUUUCUGCCAUCAAUAUGGGGAGGGAAAAUGUGAUAACAGAACUUUAUCUGUUGAGCCUUGGAGGGCAUCACUUACUUGGAACUAACGUAAAAAAAAAUCAUCCAUGGUUUGUUAACGAACUGUUAAUCACAUGUUAAGCACGCCUCUGAUUUGCAAUGUUUCCUAUGUACCAUCUCCUUUAAGAUUAACAUAGCCAAAAUAACAUAUGUAUGCCACAUGGUGAGUGAGAAAUCUUUAUGAAUUACAGAGUUACAACUAAGUUAUACACAUUAUAUUUUGCCUGUGAAGUAAAGUGUCAGUUUGUCACUGUUGGACACUUUAUGAAAAAAUGUUUUAAGAGAUUGAUGAGAAUUUGAGUAGAGCCAUAUAGAUAAAAGUUUCUAUAUUGUGUAAAGGAAGCAAUAAAUUUGCAUUGCAUUUGCAUCGUGCAAUAAUUCUGUUUUAUAAAUAAUCAGAAAUCAAUACCAGCUAAUAUAUUUUGCUUCCAGAGAGUAAUUUGCUUUCCAAAUAUAGUGGGUUUUAAUGUACAAGAAAUAUAGUACUCAUUUUUUUGAAGACUAUUUAACUAUGCUGCAUUUCAAUCUUUCCUGUGAACAGGUGCUUGAACAAGCUCAUUUGAUAAUCUAUUUUGUUUUGAAAUGCCAUUGUGUGUCUGACAUUUGUGGAACUGGCAGGGGUGCAGGUCAGGUAGAUUUGUAUCAUUAAAGACAAAUAUUGAGAGGACUUUAAUGUCAUUAACAUGCUUGAAAGAGUUGCAUGUUAAAAGGGGGUUUUGUUAAGAAGUCUUUAAAAGUGUUACUUGAAGCUCAUAGGUUACAGUAGUGUGAAGUAGGACAAGAAUCAGAGAGAACAUAUAUUUUUAGAUAAUUGCACAAUUUUAGUCAUAUUUAAAGAUAAAAUAUGUGACAUUAAUACAUACAUUUAUGCAGACCUAAAAGUAAGAACCGUUAUAACAUUGCAUUCUAUACCCAGUUUCAUUAUGCACAUCUACAGUUCACACUUAAGAAAUAUUUUAUUGGCUAACAAUUGCUGAUUAGAUUAAUGUAACCAAAGAUAGUGAUCCAGAAAUAAAAUGUCUAAUAAAUUAUGGUGUGAUGAUAUUGAAGCUGGAACGGUUUUGAAAGCAUUUAGGUUGGCAGUUAAGAGUCUGAGACAAUUCUUCUUACAUAUCGCUCCGGUGUUGCUGGCUGUAAUUUUAAAUAUGAGCCACAAGAACUUCAUUUGUCUGAAGAAGGGUCCCGAUCGGAAACAUUGCAUAUCUGUAUCCUCCAGAGAUACUGCCUGACCCGCUGAGUUCCUCCAGCACCUUUCUGAUUCACCAAGCACACCAGUAAAAAGACUGUGGUGCCUCAAAUGUUCAAACGAGGCUUUGAUUAGGUAUUUGGGAUCCAAUCUGCAGUUUCAAUUUGGGAAUGCCAAGGGAACUGUGGUUGCUGGAGCUGAAGCCAAAGCCAUUUCUUCGUGAGCCAGAACAGUAUAAACAAAGUGAAAAUGCUUCAAAAGAAUUCAGAAGCUACAAGGAGAUGUAAAAUUGAGGAAAAUCGUGAAUUGAAAUGAAAAGUUUGGAUUUCCUCUACUCCUCACCAAACCUCUCCCCCCCCCCCAUCCAUCCCCUUGGACAUUAGGUGGCUACCUCCAACGAGCAUGAUCUUAACAGGCGGGUAGCUAUGUCCCGCCAAAUUCCAGGCUGUUUUGUUCAUACUGUUGGCAAGCAGCUAGCAUGUGAGUUCCAGCCGUUAAAAAUCAACCGAUGAUCAGCCAGCGGGAAGCUUUGCUGCAUUCCCAGUCGGAAUGAGAUGUCUUGUAGGUGGCAGGAACCCUUUUAAUCUGGCCACUCCCAGCAGACCAGAGCAAAUACAUCUACUUGUUAUAAGGAGGUGCUUCGUUUAGAAGUGUACAAUCAUUUAAAAUAUAGUAUAUAUUAUGCUGAAUUAAAAUGCUUUGGCAAGAAUGGCUUAUAUAUACAUUUUCAAACACAUUUUAUAAAUCACAUCAGCAUGCAUGAUCAUGCUGUUAGCAGGUGACAACAUUUUAAUGCAUUUGACACAUGGCUUUUACUCCCAUUGCAGACAGAAAGAUCUUGCCAAAAAAGCUCUAUAUGGAGACAAGGCCUAUAUUUUUUAAGAAAGCAGCUCUCUUGGAAAACACAGCACACUAAUCUUCCUACUUACUCUUUGUACCCACUGACUGAACCUGUGCCAAGCGCAUGACCAUUUAUACUUCACUGCGGAAAGUCCAAACCUUCCAUAUCUACUAGACUCACAAGACCAGACUGGAAAAAGAUAUGAUUGGUCACAAUUGAUCUUUUCUGUCUGGUUUGAUGCAAUGGAUACUGGUUUUUCUCAAGCAACAAAAUAAACUGAACAGAUAAAUAGAUGAUCACAUUUAAAUCUACUCAUGUGUCAUUUCACUUCUAAAUAAUGUAUGACAACCUGAAUGCUUGGAGAUAUUUGGCAGAUGUGAUAAUGGAUGGCAUAAAUGCAUGUUUUUACGUGUAUGAAUGAAUGCCUUAAGGAAAAAAGAGCACAAGCCAACAUUCAGCAUGUUGCCCCGUCUCCUAACUUUAGUUUCUUUCAACCACGAUACAUAUUAAUUAUCAUUUAAUAAACUGAAAAUUAGAAAGAUCGAUUUUCCUCAGGCAAAAUCAAAGGUCAAUCAAUGAUGGUAAAUACUUUGUAAUUUUGAAGGAAAUCGGAACUAAUAAAAAUAUGUUUCAUUUAGUUUAGUUUAUUAUUGUCACGUGCUCUGAGGUACACUGAAAAGCUUUUUUUUGCAUGGUAUCAGUUAAUGAAAUGACUGUACAUAAAUAAAUUCAAGCCAUUAACAGUGCACAGAUAAAGGAUACAAGGUACAACAUUUGAUGCACUAUAUAUUAAAGUCCGAUAAAGGUCAAUUGAAGAUAGUUCAAAGGUUUCCAAUGAGGUGGAUGGGAUGUUAGGAUGCAUUCUAGCAAAUGAGAGGACCGUUCAGUUGCCCGAUAACUGGGAAAAAACACCCUGAAACUGGAGGAACACAUUUUCAAACUUAUGUACCUCUUGCCUGAAGGGUGAGGGGAGAUGAGAGAAUGACUGGAGUGAGACUGGUUCUUGAUUAUGUUAAACAGGUUACGUAUUGAUGAACAUGAUGUGGCUCUUCAAGAAAAAAUAAAAUGAUGCCUUAAUGUAUGCCAAAAAUAUUUAUACCUCCAAUCCAAAUCAUUGAUAGUAUGCUAAUAGUGUUAACACUUUAUUAGAUCGAAAGAAAAAAUGGUAAGCCUUACAUUUAAACCAUACAUUUCACAUCAUCAGUACUGUAUAUUCCAAAAUGUUGCUCAGUCAAGAUUAAAUAUUUCUGAGGAGGAAUCUCCUUUGUAAUCAGCAAAUUAUCUUAUUUUAGUUGUGUUGAAGAGUGAGUAUUGGCAAAGACACAGGAAGAAACUUCCUUGAUUUGAUCAAGAUAACAGCAUUCUUAUGUCCACUUCUGGAGAUAAGGCUGUGGUUUACAGCCUAAGCAGUAAGAUGACAAUUCCAAGCACACGGUACCCUCAUUUGCCGGGGCUAUUAUUUACAAAUAUUUUUUGGUUGAUCUAACAUUUUGAUGUUUCAAUUUCCAGUAUCUAUGAUGCUAUUUAUAUUAGUUUUAUAGUGUUUCAACCUCCAGGCCAAAUUCUGUUCUCAAAAUCUAAGCAAUUAAGUUGUUGCAGCAAUAUGAGAUUGCAGAUCUCACAGUUUCUCUUGCUGUAAUGUUAAAAAUAACCAUGCACUAGAAAAUCUUUUUUGUACUAUGCUUGUCAAAUGGUUUCACUCGCACUUUGCUGACUGAAUGCAAAGAUCAGCAUGUUGUUUCAUUUCUGUGCAGAAACUGUCUCAUUCGAAAAUAAAGAAUAAUUCAUAACA
Molecule: messenger RNA, 8610 nt
Organism: Leucoraja erinaceus (little skate)
Lineage: Eukaryota; Metazoa; Chordata; Chondrichthyes; Rajiformes; Rajidae
Gene: bag3
Product: BCL2 associated athanogene 3
Exons: 4
Coding region: 2753-4645 (630 amino acids)
Biological process (GO): negative regulation of striated muscle cell apoptotic process; protein stabilization; muscle cell cellular homeostasis
Cellular component (GO): cytoplasm; nucleus; cytosol
Molecular function (GO): protein-folding chaperone binding; adenyl-nucleotide exchange factor activity
Source: RefSeq, a predicted model, not a curated record